UUCCCUUUGAAUCGGUCGCAAUUUGUAAGGAAAUCGGCAGUGACUUAAAAUAAUGUGGAUUACUAAAGGACUUAUUAAAAUUAAAUAAAAAAGUGCUAUAUGUAGAAUGAAACGAAUGUAGUGUACAAAAAAAUAAUAUACAUAAGUAAACUCAAACAAAGAAAUUUCGUCUUGGGUUAAUGUAUUUGCACAAGUUCACUUAUUUAUUUGUAACUUGUAUAUAAAUUACAUAGCUGAUAUUUGAAAAUAACAUUAUAACAACUUUUAUUACCAAUUCAAAAAUAAUAAUAUAAUUUAUAAAAGAAAAAUGCCCAGCGCUUCCUUUACAUCGUCACGUUCAUACGUGCGCCGUUCCCGUCGAAAAGGUGUCAAUCGCAUAGCUUUACCAAAUCGUCCAUCCGGUAACAUAAUGGAUCCUAUGCAGCAAAACAUUCCCGGACCAAGUUCUGCCUCACAUUCUGGAGCAAAUUCCAGUUCUAACGCCGGUGCAUCUUCCCUUCAAAAUAAUGACAAUAUUACAAAUUCAAAUAUUUCGCCUGCUCCACAAGACUCAUCAUCAAUUCAAACAAAUCCUCAUUCGACAUCAUCAACCGCAUCAUGUUCUUCUGGUGAUACAUCAUCGCAAUCAGCUGCAAUUGUAGUGAGCACCUCGUCAGCAGCAGCAGCAGCGUCAACUGCUGCUGGUGCUGUUUCAUCAGAAAUGUUUGUGGAUGUCUAAGCAUCCUGUUCACAAUCGUCAAAUUCAGGGCCUUCUACGUCUAGCGGUAUUUCAGGUCCUUGCUCAUUUGGAGUAGUCAACUCAAAAAACGUGCUUGGAGCUUCUUGUUCUAAUAAUAUAAUAGGAUCGUCAGGUUUUAAUGGAGGAGGAGGUUUUGUGGGAGGUCAUCUGAUGGAUUCUGGAUCGAGUAAUCCUUGUCCAGGUCCGUCAAGUAGUUCAAAUCAUAAUAGUACCAGUACUUCUAGUAUUGUAAAUCAUACAAGCAACUGUAAUUCACAUUAUUCAAAUUCGGUAUUGUGCAACUCGUUAUCAAAUGUAACUGCAUCUACUUCUGCGUCUGCGACCAAUAGUACACAUCAAUCACCAUAUGAUCUUCGUCGCAAGAUGCCCGCUAAUGGACAUGAGCAUUGGUGUAACACCAACACAUCUGCUAUUCUUUCAUCUCCUCCUGCAAUCGUUUCUACAGCCAGCAGCAGCAAUAUUGCAGCUCCAAACACUAACAAUAGCAGCUCGCAAUCAGUUUCCUGUGGCUCACCGCCUCAUCUGGGAGGAAGUUGCAACCCCGCUUCCAUCUCUGUUAUGCCAUCAUCAUCAUCCUCGUCAUCAGCAAUUGUGCAUACGCCAUUAACUAGUGCCACUUUUCCUGUAAAUUCAACUACUACUGGUGCACCAUUAGGCCCAUCGCCUACAGUGCACAGUUCAAUACCACAACAGCAUUGCAGUGAUCUUCCGAUUGGCGGAAUUGAAGACAAUAAUUUUAUGUUACCAGCUCGCAAACGAUCACGACGUUUGUAUGCACAAACUGCAGAAGUACCCUGCGUGGCUGCCUGUACAGGCAGCAGCAUGCUAGCAGGUCCAACUGCGGCUCAAUACUUACAAUACGAAAUGCCCGACGAAGUUUUACUCGCAAUAUUUUCGUAUCUUCUAGAGCAGGAUUUGUGUAGGUUAUCACUUGUUUGUAAACGUUUUAACACUAUCGCUAACGAUACCGAAUUGUGGAAACGAUUGUAUCAGUCCGUGUUCGAAUACGAUAUGCCACUAUUUAAUUCUGAACUAUGUAAAUUCGUCUUUGAAAAACCAGAAGAAUCUGAGUUUACCAAUCCAUGGAAAGAGAGUUUCCGGCAACUUUACCGUGGCGUACACGUUCGUGCAGGUUUUCAGGAUAAAAAGUACUCCGGCCGUAGUAUAUUAUUCUUCAAUACAAUACAAGGAGCGCUGGACUAUCCUGAAGAACGCGCCGCAGCUGCGGCCAUUGCUAGUUCAAGCAGUUCAAAUGCGUCUGGAAGUAUUGCUAAUUCAAGCAAUUGUGGUAGUAAUGUUAGUGCAGUUGCGAACAUUUAUGAAGAAAAUAUACAACCCGCCGAUCAUCCAGGGCCACUUAUCUUCCUACAUGCUGGUCAUUACAAAGGCGAAUAUUUGUAUAUAGAAUCGGAUGUAGCUUUGAUUGGUGCAGCAUCUGGAAAUGUGGCCGAAUCCGUCAUAUUAGAACGCGAAGCGGGUUCCACUAUGAUGUUUGUAGAAGGUUGCCGAAGAAAAUAUGCUUAUGUCGGCUAUUUGACGCUGAAGUUCUCCCCUGAUGUCACAUCCACAGUGUCUCAUCAUAAACAUUAUUGUUUGGAUAUUGGAGAGAAUUGCUCACCAACAGUAGAUAACUGCAUUAUACGCAGCUCAUCGGUUGUGGGCGCAGCUGUUUGUGUUAGUGGUGUUAAUGCUAAUCCUGUCAUACGCAACUGCGAUAUAAGCGAUUGCGAGAAUGUUGGUCUUUAUGUAACGGACUACGCUCAAGGAACUUAUGAGCACAAUGAAAUAAGUCGCAAUGCUUUGGCCGGAAUAUGGGUGAAGAACUUUGCCAGUCCUAUUAUGCGCGAGAAUCACAUUCAUCAUGGACGCGAUGUAGGCAUAUUUACAUUUGAAAAUGGAAUGGGUUACUUUGAGAAAAACGAUAUACAUAACAAUCGCAUUGCGGGUUUUGAAGUCAAAGCGGGUGCAAACCCUACUGUAGUCAAAUGCGAGAUUCAUCAUGGGCAAACCGGCGGAAUUUAUGUGCAUGAGAAUGGUUUGGGGCAGUUUAUUGAGAAUCGCAUACAUUCAAAUAAUUUUGCAGGCGUCUGGAUAACUUCAAAUAGUAAUCCCACUAUACGCAAGAAUGAAAUAUAUAAUGGACAUCAAGGAGGUGUAUACAUAUUUGGAGAAGGUCGUGGGCUCAUCGAGCAUAAUAAUAUAUAUGGGAAUGCUCUGGCUGGUAUACAGAUACGAACGAAUAGUGAUCCGAUAGUACGUCACAAUAAAAUUCAUCACGGCCAACAUGGGGGUAUAUACGUACAUGAAAAGGGUCAAGGUCUUAUUGAAGAAAACGAAGUGUAUUCCAACACUCUGGCAGGAGUUUGGAUAACAACAGGCAGUACUCCAGUUUUGCGCCGAAAUCGCAUACAUUCUGGAAAACAGGUGGGUGUAUAUUUUUAUGAUAAUGGUCAUGGAAAACUUGAGGACAACGACAUCUUCAAUCACCUGUACUCAGGUGUGCAAAUACGUACUGGCAGCAAUCCCGUUAUACGUGGAAAUAAAAUUUGGGGCGGACAAAACGGUGGUGUAUUAGUUUACAAUGGUGGUCUCGGUUUAUUAGAGCAAAAUGAAAUAUUUGAUAAUGCAAUGGCUGGGGUGUGGAUUAAAACUGAUUCAAAUCCGACAUUGAAGCGCAAUAAGAUAUAUGAUGGACGCGGGGGCAUUUGUAUUUUUAAUGGUGGCAAAGGUAUCCUUGAGAACGACAUCUUCCGUAAUACUCAGGCUGGUGUUCUCAUCUCUACCCAAUCUCAUCCAAUUCUGAGACGCAAUCGUAUUUACGAUGGUCAGGCAGCUGGAGUCGAAAUCACCAACAAUGCAACUGCGACAUUAGAGCAUAAUCAAAUAUUUAAAAAUAAAUUCGGUGGAUUAUGCCUAGCGAGCGGUGUUCAGCCCAUUAUACGCGGCAAUAAUAUAUUCAACAACGAAGACGAAGUCGAAAAGGCAGUAUCCGGAGGACAGUGUCUGUACAAAAUUAGCAGUUAUACAUCAUUUCCAAUGCACGACUUCUAUCGUUGUCAAACAUGUAAUACCACUGACCGCAAUGCGAUUUGUGUCAAUUGCAUUAAGAAUUGUCACGCAGGACACGAUGUGGAGUUCAUACGACAUGACCGCUUUUUUUGUGAUUGCGGUGCUGGUACGCUUUCGAAUCAGUGUCAGUUGCAAGGCGAACCCACACAGGAUACGGAUACUCUCUAUGAUUCAGCUGCCCCGAUGGAAUCUCAUACUCUUAUGGUGAAUUAAUAUCUUUCAACAAUUAAUAAAUAUCAAUAAUCUAAUAUAAAUGAACUGGACUGAAAAAAAUGGAGAUUGAUUCGAAUUAACGAUCUAGUAAGAGAGUAUAAGAAAGUCGGAUGCCAUUUCUUGACUUUUAAUCUAAUAGGCCAUUCGACCCUACUGACGUUGAUUGAAAAAGCUAGAAUCUGAAAAUGCUACAGGGUGCGCCGUCUUUUAUGUCUGUAUAUAAAUAUUUAAAAAAUAUAGCAUUUACCUAGAUAAUUGAGUUGGCGAGACAUGUUCUACUAACCUCAAAUUUUUGAGCUAGAGAUUGAAGCUAAUACAGAUAUUCGAAUCGGUUCCUUGGAAUA
Messenger RNA from Bactrocera tryoni, 4365 nucleotides. Its product is annotated as F-box only protein 11-like. The record is from RefSeq and is a predicted model, not a curated record. Gene Ontology annotation, biological process: protein ubiquitination; regulation of apoptotic process; ubiquitin-dependent protein catabolic process. NCBI's taxonomy places the organism in Eukaryota, Metazoa, Arthropoda, Insecta, Diptera, Tephritidae. Gene Ontology annotation, molecular function: protein binding; zinc ion binding.